Planococcus citri (citrus mealybug) is the source of this 2948-nucleotide messenger RNA. Its product is annotated as procollagen-lysine,2-oxoglutarate 5-dioxygenase-like. The transcript has 16 exons. The record is from RefSeq and is a predicted model, not a curated record. Gene Ontology annotation, cellular component: endoplasmic reticulum. Lineage: Eukaryota; Metazoa; Arthropoda; Insecta; Hemiptera; Pseudococcidae. The coding region runs from base 217 to 2415 and encodes 732 amino acids. Gene Ontology annotation, biological process: peptidyl-lysine hydroxylation. Gene Ontology annotation, molecular function: iron ion binding; procollagen-lysine 5-dioxygenase activity; L-ascorbic acid binding.
UAUGUUAUCAGUAAGGUACAAAUCUGCCGAAGUAUAGUCUAUUCAUAUUCGCUUCAUUCAUUUUGUAAUUAUUCAGUACCCUGUUGCUGUAUGCAGGUAAUAAUUUCUGUGCUGCACAUACAACCAUUCAAAUACUCUAGUGUGCCAUUUUUUCAUUCAUAAUUACAUUGUAUUUAAAAAUAACCGCGUUGUAUGUUAUCUGAUAAGUGUUUAUAAAUGAAUCUCCAUGUGUAUCUCAGUGUUUUAUUAUUUUCUGGAAUCUUCGAACAAAUCACUUCAAUUAACUUGGAUAAUUAUGUAGAAAAUUUCAAAGCCUUUACAGUAGCAACUAAUGAGACAGAUGGCUACAGACAAUUCAUUAGAUCUACAAAAUUUUAUCAAAUUCCGAUAGAAGUGCUGGGAUUUGGAAGCGAAUGGAAAGGAGGCGAUAUGAAUGGCCCUGGUGGGGCUUACAAAGUUAAUUUACUGAGAGAAGCUAUAAAACCAUACAAAGAUGAUAAAGAAAGAAUAAUUAUCUUCACUGACAGUUACGACGUCUUGUAUUUAUCACCAGUUCAAGAUAUUGUGUCGAAAUUCCUAUCCAAAGAUGCUGGCAUAGUUUUUAGCGCCGAAAAAUGGAUUUGGCCUAGUAGAGAAAUGGAAGCUGAAUACCCUGAUGUGAAAGAUGGGUAUAGAUUUUUAAAUUCUGGAGGUUUUAUUGGGUAUGCUGAUCUGAUUUAUAAAUUACUUGACACUAAGCCUGAUAUCAACAAUGCUGAAGAUGAUCAACUUUUUUAUACUUCUUGUUACGUGAAUCAAGAACUGCGUGAUUUACUCAGAAUUAAAUUAGAUCAUAAAGCUGAAAUAUUCCAAAACUUGAAUGGAGCCUCUGGGGACAUUCAACUAGUUCCAAAUGGCAAUAAACUCGAAAUUGUGAAUAUAAAAUAUAACACGAAACCACUGCUGUUACAUGGUAAUGGAUAUUCUAAAUUUGUCGAAUUUCGUACCCUGACUAAUUAUUUGGCUGGCCGAUGGUUGCUGGAUGAAGGCUGUAAACAUUGCGAUGAAAGCAGAAUCAAUCUUCAGAGUUUAUCUAUUAGCAAUUAUCCAACAAUCGUUAUUGCUAUUUUCAUUCAAAAACCUACACCAUUUAUUGAAGAAUUCUUGGCAAAAAUUGUGAAUCAAAGUUAUCCUAAAAGAAAAAUUCAUUUGUUCAUUCACAACGAAGUACUUUAUCAUGUGCCAGAAAUUGAAAAAUUCAUUGCCGAAAAUAAAGAGAAAUAUCGCAGCAUAAAAUCAGUCUCUCCAUCCGAUCAAAUUGAUACAGUGACAGCUCGAAAUUUAGCCAUAGAUUUAUGUUUGAGAAAAUCAUGUGAUGGAUACCUGAAUGUGGACAGCGAUGCUCAUUUAGAUCUCCAGGAUACUUUGGCAUCUUUAGUAGAAUUAAAUCGAACUGUAGCUGCGCCUAUGCUAAUUAGGCCUUUCAGAGCAUGGUCCAACUUCUGGGGUGCUUUGGAUAAAAAUGGAUACUACAAACGGUCGUUCGACUAUAUGGAUAUUGUGAAUCGUAAAAAAAGAGGAUUAUGGAAUGUGCCGUAUAUUAGCAGUUGCUAUUUGAUCAAUGCAACCAUACUGAACAGUGAGCUAUUGAGGCCUCAAUACUCAUAUCGUGAUUUGGACUAUGAUAUGGCAUUUUGCGCUCAAAUGAGGAUCAAAGAUAUCUACAUGCACGUGGACAACCGGAAAGAUUUUGGACACUUGAUCAAUCUAGAAGGAUUUGAUGUCACUAAAAAAAAUCCAGAAGUGUAUGAAUUAUUUGCAAAUAAAUGGGAUUGGGAGCAAAGGUACUUGAACUCUGAAUAUCAUAAAAAUUUUGAACCAGAAACAGAACUGUUGCAACCCUGCCCAGAUGUUUAUUGGUUCCCAAUUGUUAGCGAAAGAUUUUGUAAAGAGUUUAUAGAAAUAAUGGAAAAUUUUGGAAAAUGGUCUGAUGGAUCUAAUAAUGAUACAAGAUUGCAAGGUGGUUAUGAAGCUGUGCCUACCAGAGAUAUUCAUAUGAACCAAGUAGGCUUACAUGAUCAUUGGUUAGAAUUUUUGAAAUCCUAUGUCCAACCUCUGCAGCAAAAAAUUUUCAUUGGAUAUAAUAAUGAUCCUCCCAGAUCAUUAAUGAAUUUUGUAGUGCGCUAUAAACCUGAUGAACAACCUUCUCUCAGACCUCAUCAUGAUUCGUCCACAUACACAAUUAAUAUUGCUUUGAACAGACCAAAUAUUGAUUACGAGGGAGGUGGAUGCAGGUUCUUGAGAUAUGACUGUGAAGUAACCAAAAUGAAAUUAGGAUGGAUGUUGAUGCAUCCUGGUAGAUUUACUCAUUACCAUGAAGGAUUACUAGUGACUAAAGGAACCAGAUAUAUUAUGAUUUCGUUUGUUGACCCUUGAUCUCAACAAUAGUUCAGCAGUAUACUGCCAUUGCCAUAUCAAAAGACAAUUUGAUGUAUCAAAUGUGUUGAUCAAAGUGCCAUUCAUGACUUAUUGAAAUUAAGAUUGUGUAUUUGAACAAACUCUACUAAUGGACUUUCACUUUAUAGUUUUGUCUUCCAGGUGCUAUUAUCUUGCCUUUUGAGAGUAUUUUACCAGCAUCUACAUGUUCAUGUUGUUUAGUCAUUAAUAAAAUUAGUCAUUUUAUUUUAAAUAUCUAUUCUUUUUUAAGAAACUUUGACGGUGAUUUCCAAAAGAUUGCAUUUAUGUUUUUUUAAAUUCUACAUAUGAAUACUUUUUACCAAUAAGGCGCGUAUUACCUACUUACUUAAUAAAUAAUGAUUGUUCUAAUAUUACACAUUCAAAUUUUUAUGUUUGUCCUUGAACAAUGAGUGAAUGAACCUAUUGAAAAAUGUAUCUAUUUAUUUAUUUUGAGUAUUUUUGAUUUUAUUGUAUAGGUACUACCAAUAAAUUCAAGAUUCAUGAUUUACUAA